GCCAGGCCGCGCCCCGGGGCCCGCAGCCAAUCGGCGCGCCCGGGGGCUGCGCGCGGCGCCCGCCGCCGCCAUCUUGUGGGAGGGCAGAGGCGAAGGGCAGAGCGCGGCGGGGACGGCGGCGGCCCAGGACAAGCAGCCAUGGCUGGCCAUGACUCGGGAUCUCAACACCAGUUCACUGGAUUUCAGAAGUACUUCAAUUCCUACACCAUCAUAGGCAGGAGGAAUUAUGUAAUAGCAACGUACACGGGUGUUGCACUCCUUGUCUUGUAUUUCAAGUUUAGGCCUAAGAAGCAAGCUCCUGCUGUGACAGAUAAGUAAAAGGUUCCUGGCAUGUCUGAACCUCCAAUCUGUAUCAGUGUAAUGCAGGCUGAUGACCUGUUGUGGCUAAUAAAAUAUAAAUAAUUA
Messenger RNA from Passer domesticus (house sparrow), 405 nucleotides. RefSeq names its product ATP synthase membrane subunit k (gene ATP5MK). The coding region runs from base 139 to 318 and encodes 59 amino acids. NCBI's taxonomy places the organism in Eukaryota, Metazoa, Chordata, Aves, Passeriformes, Passeridae. The transcript is spliced from 4 exons. The record is from RefSeq and is a predicted model, not a curated record.